This is a messenger RNA of Danio aesculapii, 4737 nucleotides long. RefSeq names its product dishevelled associated activator of morphogenesis 2 (gene daam2). The transcript has 25 exons. Lineage: Eukaryota; Metazoa; Chordata; Actinopteri; Cypriniformes; Danionidae. Gene Ontology annotation, molecular function: actin binding; small GTPase binding. The record is from RefSeq and is a predicted model, not a curated record. Bases 312 to 3608 code for a protein of 1098 amino acids. Gene Ontology annotation, biological process: negative regulation of oligodendrocyte differentiation; positive regulation of canonical Wnt signaling pathway; regulation of non-canonical Wnt signaling pathway.
AGCUUCGAUUCCAGCACAGUCAGCUGAAAAGCAGGCUCUGGCGCAGUAGCUCUCAGGCCACUCUGACUUGGAAAUACUGUUUUGAUAUACUCUACAUACUUAAGGCACAGAUGCAACAGCGGUUUAACCAAAAGUAAACGGAGAAGUGCAUCUGGGAUGUCAUGGAUGAACAGAUUUGAUGGGCACUAGGACAUAUUCUGGCUGAGAGUGAAUAAGGGAAGGAUGAUUUAUCCGAAAGGGUUGGUCUUUGAAGUGGAUCAUGCCCCCUAGAUAGCAAAGUCUUUGCCUUUCUGGCUGUCGGCCCCUCAUUAAUGGAGAGGAUGCCUCCCCGGAAGCGCACCCAGCCCACAUUGGGAAUCCUGUGCUGCUUUAAAAGUGGUGAACCCCCUGAGAUCAACCUGAAAGACAGUGUGCCGCUGCAGCUUCUGGAGUUCAGUGCCCCCAUGCCCCCAGAGGAAGAACUGCAUGCUCGAUUCUCUGAGUUGGUGGAUGAUCUAGACCUCUCUGACAAGAACAGGGAAGCCAUGUUCGCAUUGCCAGCUGAGAAGAAAUGGCAGAUCUAUUGCAGUAAGAAGAAGGAACAAGAGGACCCCAACAAACUUGCCACCAGCUGGCCUGAUUACUACAUAGAUCGGAUCAACUCCAUGGCAGCUAUGCAGACACUUUUUGCCUUUGAUGAAGCAGAAAUAGAGAUGAGAAACAAGGUGGUUGAGGAUCUUAAAACAGCCCUCCGCACUCAACCAAUGAGGUUUGUAACACGCUUCAUUGAGUUGGAUGGCUUGACGUGUCUUUUGACAUUCCUAAGGAGCAUGGACUACGAAACUUCAGAAAGCCGUAUACAUACCUCUAUUAUUGGCUGCAUCAAAGCCUUGAUGAAUAACUCUCAAGGCCGAGCUCAUGUACUGGCCCACCCUCAGAGCAUCAACACUAUCUCCCAGAGCCUCCACCAAGACAACAUCAAGACCAAAGUGGCUGUGUUGGAGAUCCUUGGUGCUGUUUGCUUGGUGCCAGAUGGGCAUAAGAAAGUGCUACAGGCAAUGGCACACUAUCAGAAGUAUGCUGCGGAGAGGACUCGCUUUCAGUCUCUUUUGAACGGCCUGGACAGAAGCACAGGACACUACAGGGAUGAAGUAAAUCUGAAGACAGCCAUCAUGUCAUUCAUCAAUGCUAUGUUGAAUGCUGGCGUUGGAGAGGACAGUAUAGAGUUUCGCCUUCAUCUUAGGUAUGAGUUUCUGAUGUUAGGAAUUCAACCAGUCAUCGAGAAACUGAGAGCACAUGACAAUGCUACACUUGACAGACAUUUGGACUUCUUUGAGAUGGUUCGAAAUGAGGAUGAGAUAGAACUCGCCAAGCGAUUUGACUCUAUGCAUGUGGAUACUAAGAGUGCUGGCCAGAUGUUUGAACUGAUCAAGAAGAAACUGAGCCAUACAGACGCCUACGCCCACCUUUUAUCUAUCUUACAACACUGUCUCAAAAUGCCAUAUAAACAUGAUGCAGGCAGCAUACAGCAGUGGCAACUUCUAGACCGCAUUCUUCAGCAAAUUGUUCUACAAGAUGAGAGUGGAGAAAAUCCAGAUGUUUCACCCCUGGAGAAUUUCAAUGUUAAGAAUAUAAUAAAAAUGCUUGUCAAUGAGAAUGAAGUCAAACAGUGGCGAGACCAAGCAGAAAAAUUCAGAAAAGAGCACGUAGAGCUGAUGAAUCGGCUGGAAAGGAAAGACAGAGAGUGUGAAACAAAGACACAGGAGAAGGAGGAUAUGAUGAAAACACUCAACAAGAUGAAGGACAAGUUGCAGAGAGAAGGAGUGGAGUUACGUUCUGCCAAAGAACAAGUAUUAGACAUGUCCUCCCGCAUUAGCGACAUUUCAUAUGUUGGAGUUCCUUUAUCCUUCCCUCAUCCGCUCCCUGGCAGCCCAAUGCCUCCACCUCCACCUUCACCACCUAUAAUGUUGGGUGGCUCUCCUCUUCUUCUUCCUCCUCCUCUUCCUCCACCACCUCCUCCCCCUCUUCAUCCUCCACCUCCUCCUCCUCCACUUCUUCCUCCUCCUCCUCCUCCUCCUAUUGCUUUCUCCAGUCCACCCCCACCACCUCCUCCACCCUCCUUUGGGUGUCCUCAACCUCCACCUGGAGCCCCGCCCAUCUUUUCUGGGAUUCCACCUGGACCUGCUUCGAUUAGUUCCACAACCAGCCCGCAGACAAAGAGUAUCCCCCAACCCUCUCAACCACUCAAAUCCUUUAACUGGUCCAAACUGGGAGGGAAUGAGGUCACUGAUACCAUCUGGAAUGGGAUUGAUGACAGAAGGGCCUUUAAAGUUCUUGACCUGAAAGAUAUCGAGAAGAUGUUUUCAGCUUAUCAGAGGCAGCAAAAAGAGACAGGAUCAAUGGAUGACCUUAAUCUGAGCACACGCAAAGUCAAAGAGCUAUCUGUCAUUGACGGGCGGAGGGCCCAGAACUGUGUCAUUUUGCUUUCCAAGCUAAAAAUGAGCAAUGAAGAACUAAAAAGAGCUGUUCUAGAGAUGGACGAGAGGGAAGAGCUGGCUAAAGACAUGUUAGAACAGCUGCUUAAGUUUGUUCCUGAAAAAAGUGAUAUUGACCUUCUGGAGGAACACAAACAUGAGCUUGAGCGUAUGGCCCGGGCUGACCGCUUUCUGUUUGAGAUGAGCAGAAUUGACCACUAUCAACAGAGGCUCCAGUCGCUUUUCUUCAAAAAGAAAUUUGCUGAUCGCCUAGCAGAGACAAAGCCAAAGGCUGAAGCCAUUCUGUGCGCGUCACGCGAGGUGAUGAGUAGUAAGCUCCUGAGACAGGUUCUAGAAGUGGUUUUGGCAUUCGGGAACUUUAUGAACAAAGGACAGAGGGGCAAUGCAUACGGUUUCAAAGUGUCCAGUCUUAACAAGAUCAUAGACACCAAGUCAAGUAUAGACAGAAACAUCACCAUGUUGCAUUACCUGAUCAUGAUCUUUGAAAAGAAUUACCCUGACAUCCUCAGUAUUCAACAGGACUUGUGCAGUGUAUCAGAAGCCGCCAAAGUCAAUCUAGCUGAGCUGGAGAAAGAAGUUUCCAGCAUCAGGAGUGGCCUGAGAGCUCUAGAAGUGGAGUUACGAUAUCAGCAUAGCCGAGCAUGUGACAGAGGAGACAAGUUUGUCCCAGUGGUCAGCGACUUCAUCACUGUGGCUAGCUUCAGCUUUUCUGAACUUGAGGAACUUCUUAAUGAGGCCAAGGAUAAGUUUUCCAUGGCUCUGAAGCACUUUGGAGAGGAGGAAGGUCGAAUGCAACCGGACGAGUUUUUUGGAAUCUUUGACAUCUUCCUGCAGUCAUUUAGCGAGGCCCGACAUGACCUUAAGAACAUGCAGAGAUGCAAAGAGGAAGAAGAGAGGAGAAUACGCUUGGAGGCGAUGCUCAAGGACCAGCGUGAACGAGAGAGACGAGCAAAGAAAGGCACCAAAGGCAGUGCGUCAGAGGAGGUGGGGGAGUUUGAUGAUCUUGUGUCAGCACUUCGCUCAGGUGAAGUCUUCGACAAGGACUCUAAACUUAAACGCAACCGCAAGCGCUCUGUAAACCAGCUGGCUGAUGCCGGAGGUCGGGAAAGAUCAGUCACCAAGAUGAACUAUUGACCACAGUGAACAUAGUCAAGGAGACCAGGCUUUAUAUAUUCACACGCUGAUGGGGAACUCUCAUUAAUAGGAUAAUACUCACUAUUUACUCACCAUUAGUUCCUUUAUUAUUUUUUUAAGAAGAUAUUUCAAAAAAACCAAUGACAAUUGACACCCAUAGCAGGAAAAACUAUUAUUAUGGAGUCAAGGGCUAAUGUUUUUCAACAUUUUUUGUUUAACAGAAGAAAGAAACUCAAAAAUGUAUUUGUCAAGUGAGUAAAUGAUUACAGAAAUUUAAUUGCAUGUACUAUCCCUUUAAAUGCCAUUCACUGCCCUCUGCUUUUGCUUUUGCACAGACCACUAAUAACUAACAAGGCUCAUCCACUUUCUUCUCGGUGAGUGCACUCAUAAAUCCAAGAGCAAAACUCUUACUCUUGGUUUUUGGCACGACCAGUAUUCCAACCUGGGAGAUUAGUGCAAGAAUAAAAUGUAAGACUUGGUGUGAUGUUUCACAAUGCAUCUUCUCUAGCAGAGUCCAUUUGCUUCACCCUUUGCGCCUGCCAAGUCAUCUCUUGGCUGUCCAUUCCCUUGCUCUAACUUUACAAGGUUAAGAGGUGAUCCCAUUUCGGAAAUUGGGAAGAUGUAAUAAAAAAGAAAAUAUUGUUGUGAUUAGUUUGGAAAUAUGGCACCUCAGGUUGGGAUACUCAUUUAGCAAGUGCCUAUACUCUAAUGGCAUUCCAAGGACUACCUCUUGGAUGGGGAUAAAAGCACUCACACUGAGAGAUACAGAGAGUAAUAUGAAACCUGAAGUCUCGAAAUGCACUGACUUAAUGAAAGAAAUUUUGAUUUAUAGUUCGGUUUAUGUCUUUUCAAGUUAAAUGAGCACAGAAGAUUGACAUUGUGCACUAUUGAAGACGCACUGUAGUAUUCUUUUGUUUAGUAUUGUUUAGCACCUUCUCUUUAAUGGCAUUUUAAGGACCCACACUGCAAGAAAUGCUUUUCUUACUUCGAUUUUUUUAUCCUGUUUCUAGUCUAAAUAUCUACAAAUUCUUAUAUCAAGAAGCAUUUCUAGGUAAGCAAAACAUUGUCUUGUUUUGAGAAAUAAUAUGCCAAUAUUGAGUGAGUUUUUCCUUAAAGCAAGCAAAAUAAU